Molecule: messenger RNA, 537 nt
Organism: Marasmius oreades (fairy-ring Marasmius)
Lineage: Eukaryota; Fungi; Basidiomycota; Agaricomycetes; Agaricales; Marasmiaceae
Exons: 3
Coding region: 1-537 (178 amino acids)
Biological process (GO): endoplasmic reticulum to Golgi vesicle-mediated transport
Cellular component (GO): cytoplasm; nucleus; TRAPP complex
Source: RefSeq, a predicted model, not a curated record
AUGUCACACCAUCUGUUCAUCCUCUCACCGUCGGAUACUCCAAUAUACAGCCUAACGCACUACUCGACGAAACCUGCAGCGAGCAUCGGUUCACCGCUUUCAGCCAAUUUGCCUAACUGGUCAACUUCGGCAUUCGCUGGCACUUUGACUGCGUUGUCCGGAGCAUCCAGUGCUACACAGCAUACGACUGGCGGAACGGUCCGAGUAGGAGGAGGACAGGAUCGACAUGUCAUUCAAAUGAUUGCAAAUGCGAGCCUAGAUGCGAUUGAAGAUGUGAUGCGCAAAGAAAACGGGAUGUAUCUGAAGGCAGUCGAUAAAUUCAACGAAUGGACCGUCUCGGCAUUUAUAACACCAGGAAAUAGCAAGUUUCUGCUACUUCAUGAAAGUAAAAACGAUGAGGGAAUCAGGUCAUUCUUCGUGGAAGUAUGGGAGGUUUAUGUGAAGACUAUGAUGAAUCCAUUUCAAAGUGCGCAGAGGACGAUUGUGAGCCAGGCGUUCGACGGACGGGUGCGGGCAAGCGCAAAGAAACACUUGUAG